GAAAUUCUUAGAUCCAUGAAAGCUGGCAGCGUAAAGCUCUAUGAUGCCAACCCUGAAAUCCUGAGACUCUUGGCAAGAACCAAUAUCCAUGUCUCCAUUAUGGUUAGAAAUGAUGAGAUCAUCAACAUUGCUGCCAAUCAGACCACAGCAAACAAAUGGGUUGAAGACAAUGUCCUCCGCUACUACCCUGACACCAUAAUCCGAACCAUUCUCGUUGGCAAUGAAGUUCUCAGCUAUUCUUCAGAUGCAGGAAAACAGAUUUGGAAUCAUCUUGUGCCUGCAAUGCGCAGAAUUAAGAUCUCUCUCAGAGCUCAGGAUAUUCGUAACAUCAAAGUAGGUACUCCACUGGCCAUGGACGUUCUGCAAACAUCAUUUCCGCCAUCAAAUGGGACUUUCCGGUCUGAUAUCUCAACGUCAGUGAUGGUGCCACUGCUAAACUUCUUAAAUAGUACCAAGUCAUUUUUCUUCAUUGAUGCCUACCCUUAUUUCCCGUGGUCUGCAAAUCCCAUCAACAUAAGCCUCAAUUUUGCACUGUUUCAAUCAAAUAUCAAAUACACAGACCCUGGUACCGGCUUAGUAUACACCAACCUCCUAGACCAAAUGCUUGACUCACUUGUUUUUGCCAUGACCAAACUUGGAUAUCCCGAUGUCCGGCUCUCAAUAGCUGAAACCGGCUGGCCCAAUGCAGGCGAUAUUGAUGAAGCUGGAGCUAACAUUAAAAAUGCAGCUACUUACAAUCGGAAACUUGUUAGAAAGAUGACUGCUAGUAACCCAACCGGCACCCCAGCUAGACCAGGUGCACUCAUACCAACAUUUAUCUUUGCAUUGUACGAUGAGAACCGAAAGACCGGCCCUGGGACAGAGCGGCACUGGGGCUUGUUGCAUCCGAAUGGGACAUCAAUAUAUCAAAUUGAUUUGACAGGGAAGAGAGCAUCAUCAGACUAUGAAACCCUACCUCCAGCACAAAAUAACGUGCCUUAUAAAGGCAGACUAUGGUGCAUAGCAGCACCAGAGGUCAAUCUGACAGAGUUGGAAAGCGCAUUAACUUUUGCAUGCAAUCAAGGAAAUGGGACCUGUGACUCCUUGACCCCAGGGAAGGAAUGUUAUGAGCCACUGUCUGUAACUUGGCAUGCCAGUUACGCAUUUAGCUCGUACUGGGCUAAGUUCAGGAGCCAGGGUGCCAAUUGCUACUUCAACGGACUUGCUCAGCAGACCACCAGCAAUCCAAGUCGAGGAUCGUGCCAGUUCCCCAGUGUGACUAUUUGA
This is a messenger RNA of Populus nigra (black poplar), 1266 nucleotides long. Its product is annotated as probable glucan endo-1,3-beta-glucosidase A6. Gene Ontology annotation, cellular component: plasma membrane. Gene Ontology annotation, molecular function: hydrolase activity, hydrolyzing O-glycosyl compounds. The transcript has 2 exons. Gene Ontology annotation, biological process: carbohydrate metabolic process. Bases 16 to 1266 code for a protein of 416 amino acids. The record is from RefSeq and is a predicted model, not a curated record. NCBI's taxonomy places the organism in Eukaryota, Viridiplantae, Streptophyta, Magnoliopsida, Malpighiales, Salicaceae.